Bactrocera dorsalis (oriental fruit fly) is the source of this 5092-nucleotide messenger RNA. RefSeq lists its product as uncharacterized. The transcript has 8 exons. The record is from RefSeq and is a predicted model, not a curated record. Bases 1649 to 4144 code for a protein of 831 amino acids. Lineage: Eukaryota; Metazoa; Arthropoda; Insecta; Diptera; Tephritidae.
ACGUUUGCUACAAAUACCGCCAAGUCAAAUAACUCGUUCAUUUCCAAUGGGCGCGAAUGGCACUACACGCACACAGCUUACACCAAAACGAAUGACAACAGCACACAAUAACAUUAAAAGACAACAACAACAAGCAAGAGCAAAAGUAGCAAGAACAUACUGCAUGCGAGUAGUUGGUUGCAGGGAGUACUUGACUUGAUUCCUCGCCAGAACCAUCGCCAUCGCCAGCGCCGACUCGUCGUCAAUCGCAAUGUGGCAGUCGUGUGAAGUGAACGCGUAAAACGCAACGCUUGUGAAAAAUGUUAACUUUGCGUUGCAAUAUACUUUAAAAGUUGUGUGUUUUUCUGCUUUUUUGUGACAUUAACAACGCGUUGCGACCAAUUACGUUGUCUUAUUGAAGUGAAGUGGCGUAAAAACGGUGCGAAAACGAAGUAAAAAUGAUUAAGCAGUAUUGAUUAAGAAAAUGCAAAAUUAUGUAAAUCAAUUUGGUCAAAGCGCAAAGAAAAUUAGGAAAAAGAAGUAAUCACUCAUAUAUGCGUGUGUGUGUAUGUGUGCGCGUUACUUAUGCGCUUAAAGUACAUUUUAUCGUGCAAUGAGUUGAGUUUGGCAAAAAGUUCGUUGUGAAAAAUUUGCCACAAACACGCAGCGUGUGCUGGUAUGUAAGUGUCAAGUAAAAAAAAAUAUAAAAAUUGCGAAUUUCUUAAGUGCUUGCAAUACGAUAUUGUGUAAAAUGUGGAAAUAAGGGCAGUAGUGGCUAUCGAGAAAAGUUUUUUUCCUUCAUUUUACUCCCCAUUUUCGAACUCGCUGCAGUAAAACGCACCCACCACCUUUGGGCAGCCAGCGCUUUCGCUGCGCUUCGUCUCGCCUCGCCAAUACGUACUUGUCACACGAAACGCAAACACACCCACUCCACACGACGGCUCAAAAUUUGUUUUUUCCCCGCACCCUUUUAUACCGCUGACGCUGUAGUUGCUGCUGCUGCUGCUUCUUCUUCACCGCUUGUCCUUUGCGAACUGCUGCGAAGCGUGGACGAUGUUACGUUGGUUAUUCAAUUAUGUGCAGAGUGCAAUAAUAUAUGGAAAAGCAAGUUAUUUAUUAUAGAAAAAAUAUUAAAAAAAAUUGUUGCAAGCAAUUCGUUUGAAGAAAUAAUAAAGAGCUGCAAUAGUGACGCGCUGUGCAAAAAAAAAAUUAGAAAAAAUACCGUAAAAUGCAUGAAAUAUAACUACAGUUAUUGGCAAAAUAUGCCGAAAAUUGCUAUGUACCGUUUGAUUGAUGUGCUGCAUUGCUGCGCGUGAAUUCGCAUGAUUGAUGAUAAGCGAAGAAUUGAUUUUGUUACAUUGUGGCGUCAAAAAUUAUCAGUAUCAGAGUUUCGAAAUAUAUAUAAAAUACAGGUAAAUUAAGCCAAACUGGUUUCUAGUAAACGCUGUAGUAGCUAAUAUUAUGUAUACAGAUAUGUGUAGAAUGUUCCAAACAGAAACAAAAUGAUAAAUAAGGAAUCUAAUAAAAAAUACACACAAGUGACAGCGGUAACCCGUACUUUAAUUAUACCCACAACAAAAGCGAAUAGUAAAAAUGUAACAACAACCCAAAUAUCGUUAUAGUCUUCCAAGAAACUAACACAAAACAACAAAAACAAACUUCUGUUCACAUGUCCACAAGACCAACGAUGGAAAAUAUUGUGGAAAUUCACAGCAGUUACAACAACAAACGGCAACUUUUCCAUGCUACGAUUCAGAAAGAGUUUGCAACACUAGCGACGAGUACGAGUGAAAAUUUACAGUGCAACAACAACAAAAAUAAUAUACACAAAAGCAACUGUAGCAGAACCACAACCACUACACACAACGAAUAUAUUGGACAACAACAAAAGCAACAACCAAAUCAACGACUAGUACCAAUUCGGCGAGAGCAACUGUAUUAUGCACGACAUGCGAGCGCGGCAGCGGCAACAACACAUACACAACAACAACAACAGCCACAGCUAACGCCCACUGUCGACUAUUUUCGCUUCUCUGCUCUGUAUGCACUUGUAGCGACUUCCGCUACAGCAGCCGCGUGCAACAUGCGUGAAACAUACGCGUGCGUGACUGCGUACGCUGAAGAUGCCGAUGUCGUAGCUGAUAUUAAUGACUAUAUGCCACACAACCAUAAUACACGACAGCGUUGUGUACACGGCGCCAGCAUUUUGCAUGCGAGACGUUGCCAUAAAAGCCUUACACAAACACACUUCAGCAAAUUUUUGCGCACCACAUGCCUCCGGAGUGGUGGCGGUGACGGUGUACGACAUGAUGCCGACGCAGGUGAUGUCAGCGGUUGUGGACUCUACAGUGCGUUUGGUACUGCCACCGGAAGCGGAACCACGUAUGCUGGUAGUGGCCUCGAUACACGUAGCAUUUUCUAUUUAACGCUCGUAUUUUUCAUCUAUUGUACUGUAAUGAUGCGCGCCUCCGUCGCGGCGACAGCUAUUGCCAAUGCGACAAUGCAUAGCAAUAAUAGUAAUAGCGUUGCCAAUGAUGCGCUCUCUGCGGGGGCAGUCGCUUUGUCGUCCUUUGCUGCUGAUCCUAUUGCGGAAAAUGUGACGAAAAGCAAUGUAAUAGUGAUUGACAACAGUGCCCAAGACACAGCGUCAGUCUCAUCGCCUAAAACUAUGCACAAUACUAUAACAAAGCCAUCACCUGUCGCCGUUAACUUGACAACUGCUGUUGUGAAUGCUUCAUUGUUAGCAACAGCUAAUGCGUCAGCCGACUUUGUGGUGUACGCGAACGACACCAGCCUAGCGAAAGUGCAGCGCGUUACAAAGCGCGAUACCGCUCAUGUGCCUGAUGAUGAGGAUGAUUCCGCCUAUCACGAUGACGAAUUUGAUGAAUACGAGGCUUUAAUUAACAAUAGAUCUGCUAAGGGCAAAUAUAUCGGUGCUCCCUGCUUCAACAACAUGACAUGCGAAACUUCAUUAAUUCAUGUCACCUGUGAUAGGGAGACAAAGAUUUGCGGCUGUGAAAGAAAUUACCCAGUGCAGCUUGGACUGACAAAAGGUUGCGAUAAACCGAAAAAACUGGGCGAACAGUGUUUCUACGAUGAAACCUGCAUGUUUAGCGACGAAAAUUCCCUUUGUGUUCAAGUGCGACACAAUGCCAUGUGUCAAUGUGCGAAUGGUUUUCACUCGGUUAGUCACACGAAGCCAACACGACGUGUUUUUUGCACGAAAGACUUAAAGGAAUUAAAUUCUGAUCUGCCUACUCUACUGGGUGUCGCAACGGGCAUAGCCGUGCUUACCGGUCUUAUCUGCAUGGUAUUACAUCUAUUUACCAAAACGAAGUAUCCACGUCCUCGAAACUUUGGCGAUGCGAAUCUACCGCCACCGAUAAUGUAUUCUAGCGAGACAGGUAUACCAUUGACAGUACAAUCGGGUCGACCAUCAUCACGUUCCAGUUUACGUUCGAGCGGCUCAAUCGGUUCCUAUGGCAAUCGACGCGCCUCAUCCGGUGGCGCUACAGCUGGUGUGCAUGGUAUGGGUGGUGGUGGCGGUGGCGGCAGUAGCGGUACGAAAGGCAUACUCGUCUCUACAUCACGUACAGGUUCUCGAAGACCAAGUCUAGCGUCGGUUCAUAGUACUAGUUCGUCUGUGCGUAGUUAUAGUAUGAUGCGUUUCGAGAAGGAGGUCCAACAGAAGGAGAUACGUCAGGAGAUGAAAUUACGUUUGGCACGUCUGCAACAACAACAACAUCUUAAUCAAAAUAAACCGCAAAUUGUAAUUGGCGACACGCUACAACAUCAUAUGAGCGCUGCGUCGGCGCUAAGUCGCUUGAGCGGUAUGCCAACACCGAGUCCAUUAACUCCAAAUUCUACAGAUGAACUACUACCAUCGGUGGAUGAGUUGCAAGAGUAUCCACCGAAAAGUGACGAUCUAGCAACAACCAUACACAAAAUGGCCGCUGACAGCGUGGCCGCUUCUACGCUUACCGCGAUAAAGCAAGCAGCAAUCGGCACUAGCAUCGCCUUAACAACAACCAUGGGCGCCACAACAAUGGCUACGAGCUCGGCUGCCAGCGGUGGUGGCAGCUUGGUGACACCGGGUACACCAUCGGAUGUGGUUGGCGCUGCUGCCUAUAUAGGACCCUGUAGUUCAUCGACUGAAGCACUCUAAAAGAGGUACACUUAAGCGUUACAAUAAAAGCGUUACACACACAAAUAAUAGUUUAGCAAAAUAAAAAAAAAGGAUCUUAGACAGGCAGUAGAAAUUAACGAAUUUGCCAGCAAUGAAAAUUUAGAGGCUUCAAAUCGUAAAAAAAUAUACAUAUAGUAUCUAUUUAAGUAUGAAAUAACAGUAUAGCAUAUAUAACGGUUUUGUACGACUCGUACUACACGGGUGUUUACAGGCGCGUGCGCAAAACUUGAACGAUCAGUGGCGCAAACUUUAUACUUGUAUUUGUGGUGAGUUAUGAUUUCGAAAUUAAAAGAAAAUGCGAAAUGAAAUUAGCAACAUGAAGUGCGUUUUGCUUAAAUACUUAGACAUAAUUAAUAAGCUAAUUUUUUAUGCAGCCGUUGUUGUAGGUUAGGCUAGUUUAGCGUUAACUGUAAUUAAAUGCGACUUAAUUGUAACGGUUUAAUGUUUGUAUAACAUAAAAAUAGGCAUUAUAGCGUUUUCAUAAUUGUUCCCUAUAUUGAAUUUAUUACUAACACACCCGCAAAUGUAAAUAUCUAACGGUUUUUAUUUAAAAAAAAAAAUAACUGUACUUAAAAGUUCUUGUUACCACUGUAAUAGACCGUACUAAAACCCCAUAAAUGCCUAAAAGUUUUUAUUGUAAUUUUUUUUAGUUCUUGGUAGUAUUACAACGCUUUAACUAUGGUUGUCCUUGAUCUGCCUCCAGCACCCACAAAUGUGGUUUCACUUGAACUCUCAGUUUUCGUAUGAAAGCGUAGAUACGAUGAAAAUAUUUGUAAUAUAUUUAAACUAAGCAAUAGACAGAAAAAAUGUGGAACUGGCGCAGAACAUCUUUAUAACAUACAUUUUCUGAUUUGAAGCGAUCCUUCCUUGAAACUUACGGCUAAUGUAAACUACUUUUCUUACUUUUAGAAUUGGUUAUAUAUUUCU